This is a messenger RNA of Cladocopium goreaui, 991 nucleotides long. The record is from the annotation of a GenBank genome assembly. NCBI's taxonomy places the organism in Eukaryota, Dinophyceae, Suessiales, Symbiodiniaceae.
AUGAACCAUGUUUGUCCUUGUGCCGUAGUUUCGGUGAGUGCUAGGUCCUUGACGUGGCUGGCAACUCUUUGCUUUGGAGGCUCUGCAGUGGCCUUCGUGUGUAGCCCGGAUUGGCCAGAUGACUACUGUUCCCCGAACGGUUCCUCCCGGGAUGGCUGCAGUCCCCAAGGAUACAAGCUCCUUCCCAAGAAUCCAGACUGGAUCGACAUUCGAAAGAGGCUUGUGCAAGAGAUGUUUGGCCAAGAUCAGCUUCCGAGUGACGAAAGGCCGCAGCGUUUAACUACAUUCACGGCGAAGCAUCGCUUCCCAGAUUGUCUAUCUUCCAUUUGGGGAGCUGCUCAGUCAAGUGCUUGCGAGAAGCCGGUGCCGAUCAUGGAGCUUUUGUGGGAGAUGCCAGCAGCUUUGAAUGCCACUUUCUCCAAGACGAUCACCUCAAAGGUGUUUCUUACAUUGAACACUUCUGGAUGGGCGCCUGGAAACGCAAUUUGGGGAGCUGACCAACCCCAAGCCCCUGUGCCGCCGCAUCGAGGGAAGACGCUGGUGAUUUUCCAUCAUGGCCACGGGGAGUCCAAAGGCUGCCCUACGUACGGAGACACUGAAGGAACCACCGAUUGGUUGAACGAGAUGGGUUUGGACGUGGCGACAAUGAUGAUGCCCUUUGUGGAUUGCAACAUCAUCAAGGACCAGCCACCAAGCCGCCACGGUUGGUUCCAGAACUUUGAGGAUGAGGGUUUGCCAUGGGUGCGCUUCUUUGUCGAACCAGUGAUCAAAACCAUCAACUUCGCCAAGAACCAACUGGGCUAUGAGCACAUCAUCAUGGCCGGUUUGAGUGGAGGCGGAUGGACCACAACAGUAGCGGCAGCGGUGGAUCCCCGUAUCGAGUUGUCAAUGCCCAUUGCUGGAAGUAUACCCUGCGACUUCAGGCACACGUCUUGGGAUUUUGAGCAGUACUGUGGCGACCGCUGGGCCAACAUUGGUGACUGGGCUGGAG